AUGCAAUCCAAAACCAUAUCCCUUCAUUCCCUAUCAUCACUGUUAGGUUUGGCACUGAAGAAGAUCAUUCCAUUGGGACAUAGGUCUAUGUUCCUAAAGCUCACGAUAGAUGCGAACAUUCUGAAACCCAAGAUGGCAGAAUGGGAAGAGAGGCUUCAAGCUAUUCUUAUAGAAGAACAUUCCUACAGGAAAGCAACUCAUAACAUAACGUCUGAUGCGUUGUUAACAGGUUAUGGAGCAGUAUUCCAGAACAAGACUCUAGCAGUAACAUGGACAGCAGAGCUGGUACCAUCAGAAUGGAUGUCCAACAUCAACAUUCUGGAGAUUAUGGUCGAGAAAAUAGCAAUAAGACAAUUUGCGAAAAAUCUCAGAAGCGUGCAUCUUGCCAUACACCUGCAUAAUCGAACUGCUAUUGCCUACAUCAACAGACGUGGAGGAAUAACCAAUGAAUAUGGAACAAGAAUAGCGUUCGAAAUUUGGGACUACUGUCACAGUAGGAAUAUAGUUAGCGGACCGAGUCUCCAGGCUCCAAUCACAAAGAUGGAGAGAAUGGUCGCUGAAUAA
Molecule: messenger RNA, 564 nt
Organism: Auanema sp. JU1783
Lineage: Eukaryota; Metazoa; Nematoda; Chromadorea; Rhabditida; Rhabditidae
Source: the annotation of a GenBank genome assembly